ACUAAAGUCAUUCGUGCGCUCACUCCGAGUGUGUGGAUUUCUAUACGGCUCGUCUUUAUAGACUCUUCAAAUUUUAAACUUCAGGUAUGAAAAACUUGAUUAUUUUUUCUCAUGUAGAUCGGUAAUACCAUUACUUUGAAAAGUACUGUACAGACGACGUUAGUCUAACACUAAAGUCACUAAACACUGAAAACUCAGCUAGUUAAUUGCUCGAUGGCGUAGUCAUUUGUCUACGAUGUCUGACUUCUAUCGAUUUGAUUUUCUCUUCAACUUUGUGGUGACCUUUAAGUUGUGGUGAAACGACCUAUGUUGUAUUUGAAAUCAUAAUCAAUGUUCUCUGUUGCCUCUUUGUAGAUUUUGUGAUCAGUUGAAGCGGAACCAAGGCAGAUUGGAAGAUUUCAGCAGAUAUUUAGCGGUCGAUUCUCUGACUGGGUGCAGGUCGCCGUUAAGGUAAAUUUCUUAUAUAGAUAUAGGAAUUUGGACAGGUUUUACUGUCCUGUGUAUUUUCUUAAUUUUAACUCAAUAUCAUGAAUAUUGGAUACCAGUGUCAGCGGUUUAGUUAAACAUUUUUAAAAUAUAUAUAUAGACUCCUAUGGGAGUUGCGCCCUAUUUAUUUUUUCACGCAUGCCUGUGUUAGAAUUAUCAAUAUCUCUCAUCAAUAUUUAGUCAAAAAUUUGCAAUGAUGAACAUGUAUAUGACAACCUACGUAAACCCAUGCACAACUGAAUUAUCCUAAAUCGAAGGCUUGUCUAUACUUGUUGAAUCCCAAGCCAGUUGACAUGUUCAUAGAAGAGCUUUCAUUUCAAUUAACGACAACAGCGUCACACUACAUGCAGGGCUAAAAUAAGAUAUAUACAAUACGUAGUAUAUAUUUUGCAUUUUUUAAUAAUUGUUAUAAGAGUUUAUUGACUCUCUUGUUAUAUUGCAUCGACUUAAGAGCAACUACAGUGAGGGCAAGUGCUUUUUAAGUGGACUCGUCACACAGUCGUUUAAAACAACUUCCUUGAAACCAUUUAGAUAGUUGUGUACAUGCACUCGUAGUUAUGAUUGCUGUUUAAAAUGAAAAUAAAAGUAGUAGGAAUGGAGAAGUUGAAAAUUGCUGCAAAAUACUUUAAUUAAAAUACAACCUUUAUUUCAGAACUUGACAUUCAUUUGUUUGUAUAUUGACCUACUACGUAACGCAUUGAUAUUCGUCGAGUUAUAAAAAAACAACAACUAAAAUUUAACUGCCUUCAUAAGUGAAACACCGUGCCAAAAGGGGAAUCUUUCUUCGUGAUUUUAAAUUUAUUUCGUGUUUGGAAAACAAAAAUGAUGUCGGCAUUAUAAUAAGAAUUUCUUAAUAACUCAUCUUUAUGACCACUCAUUAGCAUCUCUAUUCACAGCAUGCAAUUCCCGAUCAUCUCAAUGAAAGAUUACGAAACCUGGAAAUAUUUGAAAUAAAACCGUACACUUUUCAACAUUAUGUCAAUGAUAUUGUAUUAUCUAAACUUCAGUCCAAGUUUUGACAAAUUUUAAGCAAUGAUGUACGGCUUUUAGCUUACUUUUAAUUUGAAAUGAGUACAAUUUUUUAGCACAAUGUAAACCUACCAUGCAUAGAUAAUUAAGCGUUGGCCAUUCAAACUGAAAUUUAAAUAAUUAUACACAAAUAUUUGUGAGGUCGGCAUGUUAUUCCUGGCCAAGAAAGACAGGCAUGCAUGUAUUACUAAAUUAAAUUCUUUACUGACGUAUCAUAUUUUAACAUGUUACGUAUGUUAGAACAUGGUCAUAGAUCCCGAUUGCAUUUCAAGCAGCGAUGAGUUGAAGUUGAAGUCCUGAUGAAGUACUGAGUUGAAGUCCUGAUGCAUGUACAUGAGUGAGCUCUUAGCGAGAUGGCUGUCAUGAUAUUUUAUUGCGCUAUUUCACGGCAACUGCUUCUGGUUAGGUCUAAUAAAUGUACAAAAAUUCCACUCGAAGUUUCCAUCUACAAAUACCUUCAACAAUUAGUUGUUCGAGUGAAAUGCUCAAAAUCCUGAUAUUUACGCAUACACCGUACAUUGGCAUCACCUAUAAUAGUAUUUUUGCAUGAACUUGUGGUUGGAGCUCGAUAACAGGCCUCUGUAGCUCAGGCUGCUCAGUUGGUUAGAGUGCUGCAGUGGAAUCGCAGGGCCUCAGAGAGCCGAUAGUUGCAUUUUUUCGCAACUGGUUUGGUCAAAUAAAUGUAUAAAAAAUUCCACUCGAAAUUACCAUCUAUACAAAUCCCUUCAACUUGCCACUAUUAUCUAUGGUCACUACAAGCCCUGUCGUGCAGCAGAUGGUAGUCAACCAGACGAAAAUGGCGUAAACUCUUCUAAUUAUAUACUGUAUCGUUAUCUUAUGUUUGGUGGCCAAUAAAUUGAUUUGAGAGAUGUAAUUUUGUUGCUCCUUUAAGUGUUAAAUUAACAGUUAAGGUUGACCACCAUAUGUUGACCCACAGAGCUUGCUGAAGCCACCGAUAUAACUGCAAGACACUAUAAAGCUCAGUAUGUAACUAGAAUUGACCUGUCAAUUUAAAGCACGUCUUAGUAGAUUAGGCAUGAAGUAAACAUGCCAUGAACUCAAUCAAACACAGUGAGUCAUUCACUCAGAGCAUCUUAUUUGGCAAAACCUCAUUUCGUCUUUCGCCCACUAAAACGCCCUAAAAUCGGGUCAUUGAUAGCUGAGAGAUUGAAAUGUACCAAGUCAAGUGCAGAUUGUGUGUAUGUAAAUAGAGAGUUUGUGUUUAGAGGUUGCUUUAGCUUCAUCAGUGAAAAGAUUUGUAUACGUUAACCACUGGAAAAUCUCGGCCACCUUACAUAUCGAAACUAUAAAUUCUAGGAAUAUAAAUUUCACAAAAUCAAGCAAGAUCGAAUCGCGGUUUUGUGCCAUAUAAACAAAGUCGCACGCGAUCAUUAAUGCAGGAAUAUCAACAAAGAAAUUUCUAAAUUGACCUGAAGAGAACGCGACUUUCUCACGCAAUGCGAAUUGCUGCUGCCAAUAAAUCUUAUUUUCCGAAAACCGAACAAUUGGUUUCAUUAUUUUGUCCGGUGACAUGUGUUUCAUCCUGUGACAAAAUCAUUCAUUAUACUAAAAAAUCAAGAUCCUGUGAAUGCCAAAAAUAUCAUCGUAUAGAGACGACGACAUUGGCAUACUCCCACAUAAACGAAAAUCAAAAAAAUUUGAAAUGUUUUUUUUUACCAAAUCGAGCCAUCUCAAAUAUGUUUGAACACGUUAAUGCUAGAUUUUACUCUCUUAGUGCCAAAUAUCAUUGAUCCGAUCAUGAAAAUGAAAUUUCUUUAUUUUGAAAUGGUAAGAAACCUAGUAUGAUAGUCUUUAUUCAAAUAAAUAACUUCUGAUUCUCUGUUUUCGGAAAGUGUGUGUGUGUGUGUGUGUGUGUGUGUGUAUGUGUGUGUGUGUGUGUGUGGGGGGGGGGGUGGCCCCCUGUUCCGCGGGCGCUUGCUCAAGUCGGGCGACAGUUGCUGCCUAUCCAACACUCUCUAUUUGCCUAUCCCCAUGGCUUCGUUUCCGACAUUUUAAAAGAUGUUUCCUUUAAACCUGCAAACACGGCCAUAUUGUGUUGGUCGUGUUUACACAUUUCGUAUUCGUAUUUUCACAGCAUGAAAUCAUAACGCUGCUGAAUAUGAUUCUUUUCAUAUUCAACGUUAUGACGUCACUCCGUUGAAUAUUUUGUCUAAAACUGCAUAUUUGGUGAGCUAUUAAGUUGAUAUGACGAUUUCACAGUUUACUGUUAUUGCUAGCCAAUCAAGAACCAAGAAUCUUUUAAAUAAAUAAUAAUUAAAUAUUAUUAACUAAACUCAGAUCAGGCGUGUUUCAUUUAGAAUCUGUAUGUAUCUGGCUGGCUUCCUAGCGCAAAAUUUCACUUCCAGACGUUUUAUAAACCCUGGUUAAAUCUUUAAGGAACUUAGUGGUUUAUUUCCCGAGUUGUUCAUAGUUAUGGGCAUAACAACCUCAGGGUGAAAAACGACCUGGUACACCAUACACACACAAGAGUCACUGAUAAGAGUUAAUAUAUGCAGUUGAUUGUAAUUCGGUAUGAUAGUCUUAAUCGUAACUAACUUAUUAAGCAAGAUUUAUGAAGGAUGAUUGUUUCUAGUUGUAAUCAAUGAUAAUCAUCCUUCCUUCAUAAAACAAAAGAAACCCAGAGACUAUACAAUUUUGAAAAAUGGCCUUUGAGCAUUCUAAUUGGCUCCCUCAGCAGUAACUCUGAAGGCUAUUUUCCACUAGUGAACUUUUUCGCGCGAAGCGACCUUUUUCCUUUGUCGGCAUCCAUUUUGCCACGUCUUGUUGACGUAAUAAUUGAUACCGACAAAGGAAAAAGGUCGCUUCGCGCGAAGAAAUUCGCUAGUGGAAAACCAGCUUGAGGCAGUAGUUACUGCUCAGACUGUUCUGAGCGGAACUAUUGCUUUUCAAAGAAAAAAAUGGCUGGAAAUCAGACGGAAGUAAAUUAUUUGUGCAAAGUAUAUUCAUAAAAUAAACACGUGUAUUAAUUAGUUGUAUUUAUAAAUAAACCUUUUUCAAUACUGAAAUUAUACUAAAACAAUUAGUUGCCUCAAGCUCAGUGAUUACAAGCCUAUAUUCACUUCGCCUUCAGCUCGGUGAAUAUAGGCUUGUAAUCACCUCGCCUUCGGCGACUAAUUGUUAAAGAGUAUUUACCACAUUUAUUUUGUCUCAUAGAUCAAACAAUGAUUCCCAACCUGAUAAUAUGGAUUUUCCUCGUCUCCCUUCCAUUUAUUCCUGCUCCUGUUUUUACUGCCACGUUCACGACGAUAAGGGUCCCUCUUUCCAUUGCUCCCAUAGUGGGUAUUCCUCGACCAGAUUUUAAAGAUGCAGAAGUCGCCCGACCAGAAAACGUAGAACUCUAUGCCAAAGCUACAAUUUAUGAUGAUUUGACCUUAUCAACGAUUUAUGAUUUGACAAGAAUCCUCAGUUCAUCAAUGUCUAGUGUAAUAAGCAAUGUUUUCGUGCUGGAAGAACGAGGUUUACUGAUUAUUGAUGAUUUGUCUGCUUACAACUGUACUACAUGGUGUCUGGAUCUACAGAUAAGCGAAAUCACGCGAGUCACUGGAAAAACCAUGGAGAAUCUGAAAGGAAAUCCUGAUACUAUCACAGUGCUGGAGUUGCAUAAUUUAAUUGUUCAAACGCUGGAAGAUAUUUACUGCUUUGAUAUGGCUGUAAUCGAGCAAAGACUCAAUAUGUCCUCCAACGUUCUCUUGGAACACCAAUGGGCAUUGUUUGUACCAGAAAUUGUUAAGGAAGCAGUUCAGUGUAGGGCUAAUACUCUUGGUGUUACUGUAUCAGAAUUGGCUGAGCUUCUUCGUACGAACCUCGCUACGUUAUAUGGCUAUACACUUGAUGAUUUGACCAACACUUUCUUCCCGAACUUUUUAUUACUUCAAGCUCGUAAGAACCUGUUUGAAACAAGGUCUCUUGAUGCUGCUUAUGUCAUCGCAGGAUUAACUCAAGCCCAAGGCGCAGCUGAAACAAUGUUAUCUUUUGCUGGUGGUUCUUCGAUUAAUUUCAAUCUUCGUGAUCUGGAAAUUCUGUAUGAUUGGCAGAAACCUCAACUGUAUGCUAUUGAAAAUAUACCGUUGUCAAGCUACUUGUCUCAGUGCUCUGUCAUUACAUCAAACUCGUUGCUUGCUGUAUCUACAGUGUUGUUUGGGCAAGGAGCAACAGAGCCGACCUGCAACGUUGCUUACGUUCUAUCAAGAUCUCUGAACGAAGUUGAGGCUAAGUUUAAUGCUCUGACCGCAGUUGAAAUUCGAAAUUCCCUAUACAUCUUCAUGACAACUACUAACAUCUCAAGUUGGUUCGUUAUGGAUGAUAUUCUUCAGUUGGAUAUAGACGAAGGAAUCUGGGUAGAAAUACCAUCAGUAAGUCAUGUUGCAACUGCAGCAAGUCAAACUACAACAUUCAUCAGAACCUGCUCCUUGCCUCAAGUAAUUGCAUCAUUAAAGAACUCAAAUGUAACAGGAACACUUGGACCUUUCCUGGCAAUCAAUAAUCCUACGUUCCGAAAUCUGUUGCUUACGACGUAUGGGUAUAGUUACAAUGAAUUAAUCAGUCUAACACAAACACCUUUAUCACAACUAUCUAACUUACCUGUGGUUGAACUUCAUGCUAUAAUUCUGGAAGCAUUAGUCGACAGAUAUUCUAUAUCUAACCUGCCUCCAUUACUUGGUGUACCUGGCGUAGUGGACAUGCAUAUUCUUUCAACUCUUCCGUCUUUUGAAUGGUCACGGAUUGUUAUUGCUGUUAUUCAAGCUUCUUUUGCUCAUGCAGCAGAUGCUCUGUCUGUGAACCUGGCCGCUGGUAGUCAUAUUGCAGUGGUUGACCAGGCCGACGGGAAUCCGUCAAUUCAGGUCAAUCCUUCGCCUAUCUAUUUCUCGCCAAGAGUAUCCACAAACGCACUGGCGACGUGUCUGCUUGGACGAAACGAAGCAGAUAUUUAUGCGAUGUCAUUACCAGAGUAUCAUACACUGUUUAGCGUAAACAUUAUACCUAUCGUCCGGGGGAAGAUAACCAUCGAAACCACACCUUUGGAAAAUCUGUUGGCAACAAAUAACCUAGUUCUCCGGCAAGUCUGGAAUAGAACUGUGGCAGAUGUCGUUGCACAAUACACAGGUUUAACAGUGCCGCAAUUGGGAUGUCUCUAUGGCUGGGAUCAAGUCUUCCUUAACUUCAUUAAUACAACAACAUGGGGCGAUGUCAGUGCGUUCCGACUUUGUAGCGAGUAUGAGAAAUUGACACUUCAUCGAAUCUUGGUUCAACUUUCAACAGCACCAACAGUGAAUUGCUGUAAGUAAUCAGUAUCAUUUUAUUUUACAGUAUUAUUUACGUUGUAGAAUUGAACUGGGAAAAAUUCUUGAAUACUGAAUAUGUUUGGAAGUUAACAAUGUACGUACGUGAACGUUCAAUAUCGCCACCCUCUUUUCGCUUAUUUCCGAUUAUCUUGUUUUUGGGGUAAUGUUCAUUUAUAUGCACGAGCGAUACUCACCAUAUUUACAUAACUAAAAUAUAUAUAUAUUAUAACAAUAUAAUAAUAAUAUCUUGAUUUUUUUUCAGUUGGAACUAUCUCUUUAUCGUCAAGUACUUACGAUGUCAGGGAAUCGGACGGGAUCGUUGUUAUUUUUGUUCAGUUGCUUGGUCAGGUUGACGAUGUCAUUCAAGUUAGGUAAGCAAGGCGAUGUUUAAAGAUGAAGUGAUACUACUAGUGUCUACAAUUUCUGUUGUUUGCCUUAAAAAUAAUUAUUCAGCUCAAAACAAAACAUUUCAUUUCUCAUGUCAUUUCUAAAGAAUAUGAGGCUUUUCUUAAUGUGAACAAAAAUAGCAAAACAAAUAUUAUAUAAAUCCCAAUCCAGUAAUCACAAUAAAUAUUAAUUAAAGUUCUUAAUUAUUAAUCUGAAUAAAUAAAUAAAUAAAAUCAAUUAAUUUUUAGUUUAUCGGUUACUCCCGUAUCUGCCACUGGUGGUACGGACUUUCAACAAAUACCGGAUACCAAUGUAACAUUCCAAGCUGGAGAAACUGGGCAGAAACCAGUAAUUAUCAACAUUCUUGACGAUCAAAUAGUGGAAAAUAAUGAACAAUUUCUUGUAUUUAUUACAAGUUCAGAUUCUGAUACGAGAGUUGUAAUACCCACAGCAACAGUUACUAUUCUGGAUGACGAUUGUAAGUGGUUUUAAAAUUUAUUUUAUCCAAUAGGUGGGUUUCAUUUUAUGGUUUAAAAAAAUACUGAAUUUUUCGAUUAUGUGCAUGUGUCGUCGAACAGACAAGUUGACCAAACGUUCUGUAUCAAAUGUACAGAGUUGACUAAUUGUUCUGUAUUUUCCCAACUAGUGUAAGCUACCUAUACCCAUUGUUAAGAUUGAUCAUUUUAAUUUCGUUUGACGUUUCUCCAUUGGGAUCUGUCCAGAUACGUUUCCACACAGCUAAUACUGUUAGCUAGAGAUAAUAGUCCUCUUAACCCCAAUAUACGUCAUCAAUAAUAAUAUUAAUAGAUUUAGUAGCAUCGACUUGAACUAAAGGAUAAUAUACUAUUCCACGAUGGGUUUUCAUUUUCAAUAAUACAUACAGAAUACAUCUCAGUAGAUGAAAGUGAGUCUACUUAUGUACUUGGAGGGAUUAGUAUAGUGGAUAGCAUGUGGUGAGGUAGUAAAUGUUUGUUGUAUUUACUACCUGGGCACAGCAGGAACCAAGCUAUUAUAUUACAAGUUCUAAGAAAACAAUGCUGACUAUGGUAAUUUUUUAAAAUUGCUGAUAAAUUUUUUUCGUUGAUGUACGGAGAACAGCUUUUGUGAUAACCAUGCAGAAUAAACGAUGACAAUUGAGUAUACAUACGCAAAAACGCACAACUUGUAACAAACGUGCAGUAGGCUUGUACCAACUGGUUAUCGGGAGGAUGUAUUCGCACUGCUUGUUUCCAGCUCGUUGACAAGUCAACAAUUUGUUAACAACUUGAUAACAACAUUGUUAGAACGUGUUGAUAAGCAACACAUCUUGUUGACAAGGUGAAAUUUUCACGUGUGUGGUUGACAGCUUUCUGUUUACGAUCGGAUGAAAAUACGUUUUAUCGUUUUGUAGUCGUUUCCCUCUCCUGGCAAGUUGCAGACAACUCGGUGGCAGAGAACGUUGGUCUCGUUACGGCUAACCUUGUUUUAAAUGGCGACAUUGGAAAAAAUAUAGCUGUAAGGUAAGACAUGCGAAAUUUUGAGAGCACCUGAAAAUAUUUUUUAUCCCAGUUCAAAGAAUUGUAAGUAAAGUAUACAAAAAAUUGGUUAAAUUAUUAUUAUGAAGAAUUUAAAGUUAAAUCUAGUUGAACAAGAAAACAGUAUGAGUAAACUACGCUUCAAAUCUUUAAGAGCACAUAUAAACACAUUAAAAAACAAGGUCAUUGGUUGAGAGAAUGAGAUAGAUUAAAGUAUACACAUAGGUAUUUUUCAUACAAUACAAUAAUAUUAGGGCCAUUUAUACGAGACAAAAUAAGUCGCGACUUACAUAAGACGCGAGUUUGUCGUAUAAAAGGUACAAAAUUCUUAUGCAAGACGCGUCUUGGAUAAGACGCGACUUAAGUAAGAACAGGAUUUUUAGCUGUUCUUAUUUAAGUCGCGUCUUAAAUAAGACAUUUUGGAUAAAAAGUCCAACCACACAUGCCCGAAACUUGAAACAACGUAAAACUAGAAAUACAUGCAUGCAGUAACCCCUCGCUAAUAUUCUCCAAACAUUAAAUCAACAUGAAGUAUUCAGAAAUGGCCGACACUGAACCAUAGAUUAUAGAUCAUACCAGAUGUCUCACUGUGUAUCUAUCCCUAUGAUUUUCGUGUCCGCGAUUUUCGCGAGGCUAUCACGCCAGAUGACGCGUGCGACACUUACUGCCAAAAUGGCGCUUACUGCCAAUUGCUCACGUUUCAUGGCGUGGAUUACACUUACUGCCAAAAUGGCGGCCAAUGCGUGCUCAUAAAAAAUCGCGGACAAUCGCGGACACAAUUUUGGCUGAGUGAGACAUCUAGUAUGAUCUAUAAUCUAUGACUGAACGCAGGCUCGCGCUUGAGUGUUGCCAUGACAACACGAUAUCUUAAAUUUUUAAUUUUUUCAUAUUUUUGUACAAAACUGCAAAAUAGUUGAAAGAUUCGUACUUUUAACUAUACAACAAUAAAUUUCCGUAAUAUACACUGUAGGUAUAUUAUUUUGCAUUUUGUGAGCUUUGAUUUAAUGUAAAAUUUAACUUGAAACGCUUCGUGAAAUUUUUGAAAUGUUCAUUCAACUAAACUACAUUUGCCGAUAAACUGUUUUACACACAAAACACAUUGUUAGGUAAUUUUAGUUCAGUCUUCAAAUCAAUUUGUUCAAAUUAAACGGUAAUUUAUGAAAGUUAGAGCUUCGUUGAAAAGGAAAACAGUUCAUGUUUUUAGGCAUAUAUAUAAAGUUAAAGCAACAAAAUUCAAAGCAAACUUGCCGUAUAUUUCCCGAUUUCCCAUAGUAAAUCAAUUCUUCUCAUUUCUUGAAACAAAAUUGCUUCAAGCUUGUUGUAUAUGAAACGAUUUUCCAAAUAUAUGUCUUUUAAAAUUGAACUCUUGCUUAUCCCACUUUCACAAGCAAUCAGCCAUAUUUUUGAGAUCAGUGAGGAUGACCACCCACUCGUUGGUCACGCCCGCGAUAUUUGAUGAACUUUAGUUCGUUGGUCACGCCCGCGAUAUUUGAUGAACUUUAGACUUCGCUAAUGCUUUCGUUUCCCCGGGUGUAAAUAGCCGGGGGGGAAUUAGUACCCUCGCACGGCGCUUAGCGCCGUCGGCUCGGGGAUUAUUAGCCUUGCAUAUUAAAACAAAAACAACAUUGCUAUAGCAAGUAAAUAAGACUAGAGACGUAGAGAACCAUUUAUACGAUAACUCCGCUUAUAUAAGACGCGUCUUAUGUAAGUCGCGACUUAUUUUGUUCCGUAUAAAUGGCCCUAUUGUGUUCUUAUUAUAUUUGCUUAAUAUUUCUUCUUUAGCAUUGGUGUCAAUGAUCUUACUACGAGUGCAGCUGAUUACUCAUUACUAACAACAGUAGUUACGUUCACUCCUAGUGAUGUUAGUAACACCAAGGCAGUCCAACUCUUCAUUAACAAUGACCUAAUUGUUGAAGGACCAGAAUCUCUACAACUCACACCAAGUACAAAUGAUGCCUCAGUUAAUACAACUAGUACAGUGAUUUUAAUUCUGGAUAAUGAUAGUAAGUGUUUUCAUGUAACAUAUGAUACGAGGGCCGCUAGUUUAUCAGUUCCACUGUCAUGCAUGACCCUUGUGUAAAGGUAUCAAUUAAAGUUAGACGACUAAAGGGAGAGAUCUGAUUGGCUUCUCAGAGAACUGCUAUUUCGCAGAAGUUGAGUAAUUUUCGCUAGGAAAAAUUUUUCUAUCAAAAUAUGCCAACACAAGUACUUCGUUUCUUCGUAAUACUUGUCUGUGAAAAUUAUUACGGGUGCUAAGUUUUCUUGCACUUUCGGUUCCGUGUAUCCCUAUGAAGGUCGCGCGAGACCCUGGGAACGAGGAUGCGUACAAUCCAGUGAGUUCUAUAUAUAUCUGGAGCAAGAACUUCAGUCAUCCAGCCUAGGAGAAAGUGAAGCCAAGAUGGCGGCCAUUGACGUCCAGUAGCGAUGAAGGUCGUAAACAGUGUUAAUACCAUAUCAAACAGUUUUAAUAGGGUAUCGCUAAACAAUUAUUUAGGGUAAAUGUUAUUCUUUAGGUCGAUGUCAAAAUACGAAAUUUCGGCACACUCCUUGCCAGCUUUGUAUUUACCGCGCAGACAAAAACAAUAGAAAGGGACUAGAACUGUCCAAUUCAUUGAAAUAAACAGGAAGGCUAACUCCUAUGAAGAAUGCCUAUGCCUACGAUUUGUCGAGCCGACGCGCGGGAAAAUAAGCUUUCAAAAGGACUAAUGAGAGUUUCUAGGAGUGAAAAAAUUCGGUCAAAAGUUUGUUUUUGAGCAAAAAUUUGCAAGAAAAACACUUUUUCCAUGGGAAUACUACAAUGAUUGGGAUUCAAACCUGGUUUUCCGAUUAGUUCUGACUGUUUUACAUCUCUCUGCAGCAAAAAGUGAGGAGUUUUGCUUUUGUAUUUUGAAAUGAAUAAUCAGUUGACGGGUUUCAAGUGUUGUUAUUUUCGUCAUUUAUUUGAAUAUGGCAAUGUUUUUUGUCAAUUUUUAAAUGCAUUUUUUUCGACCAUAAAACGUUCAAUCUUGUUGAAACUUCGCAUGCAGAUGUAUUUUACAUGGGUUUAAAUAGUUCCUGAUGUUUCACGUCUUAGUUUUAUCUUAAAUUUUCAAAAACUCAGAAAAAGCCCCUCCGACCGUUCAUACUUAUUUUUCGUGUUUUUUUUUGCAAAUUUGUGAUUUGUUUAGUUGCGAGAAUUAAAUUCGUUUAUCAUACUACUAAUAUAAAUUAAAUUCGGUGGUAAAACUAGUAAUUUUUUUUUUUUUGGGGGGGGGGGGGGGGAAAUUGAAAAAAGAACUGGUUCAGUUCUUUUUUCAAUUGUUUCAAAAAAAGAACUGGUUCUUUUUUCACUGGAUAAAAGGGGCUUCGGUGGCGAAGUGGUUAGUGCACUUGUCUUUUACCUCUAAGGUCGCAGGUUCGAAUCUGAAUGAGGACUUCUCAAUGUGACUCGAACUCAGUCCUCAUGUGAAAAGAGUAAAAGUCAACGCUCUGCCGAAAGUCGUGGGUUUUCUACGGGUACUCUGUGUUUCCACCCACAGGGAAAGUUGACAGGGUGGGUUAGGCACAUAAGGUCUGGAGGCAGAUCAUUAAUGAGGUAUGGACUAAUAGUGGCUGCUCAAGCGCCAUUUGUAAGCUCAAAGUCUACCUCGGUCUGCUUCACGUCAGUCCGGUUCUAUCUAUCUAUUCAUAAUGUAACCAGUCACUGAAAAUUCCUGAUAGGGAGUGUGCUGUGAAAUAUCUGUAUUUAAAAUAUUUUGUAUUUGUAUCUGUUCUACCUACAAAGAAAGCUUCAAGCACGGCUUCAACUCCCCCCUGACUGAGCCUUCCAGUGAUAUUUAGUCCAACCUUUUUAGUCCAACCUGAACAGGGAUAGUAACCAGUGAAAACGAAACUCUCUUUAACUAUAGUUGUAAGUAUAAUCAUUAUAAAUCGAUUUACAGUUAAAUGUUUGAAAAAUUAUUUUCACAUCGCUUAGAUUUUUCACGUUGUUUAUAAAAUAGUAUCGAAAAAUGGCGGAUUUAGACCUUCGUGAAAGGUUAAUUGCUCAUCAAUUUCCGCCAUCUUGGCUCGGCUCGACUUCUCGUUCCAGAUAUAUAUGGAGCUCACUGGUACACUGGUACAAUCCUACAACCGUCAUUAUAAAAGUUGAUUGAUUGACAAAGGAAUAAGAUUAAUAUUGAUACAUUUUCGUUUUACUGAAGAUUUGAGGAGUAUGGGUGGCAGCGGAGCGCUUGAAUGGUAUAGAUUGUGCUAGCGCGCUGACCCUUACUGCUAAGUUGAGUCAGCUACUGUAUUAAGUCGAAGCAUUGAGUCGAAGGUAUGGUAUCUUUAUUUCGUACCGCUUCCUGGUACUUGAAAACUCAUGUAAGAAGUGUUUGGUUGAUUCUCUGGAAGAUUUCGAGGGUUUUUCUGCGUGUCCGGUUUUCUUUGUCACCAAAACUCUUAUAUUAUAGGCCUUUUAUUCAUCUAGUUAAUCAGUACACGAAAUAGCUUAUUUUUAGAACCACUGAGUAUUUUAAUAAAAUACAAAACAAGUGAAACUCAAAAAAAUCGAUAACAUUUUUAUUUAUCUACGUUUCGACUAUAUUUCAGUCAUCAUCAGGAUAAACUAGCUAGGUUAUAUAUCAAAAGCGGUAUUUAUAUGAAGAAAUAUGAUACAAUAGUUAGGUUGAUUAUUAACGAAUUAAUGAAAUAUGAUUAGUUCUUUAGAAGCUUUAAGUCCAUGAUUAAGUUCAGGUUUAUAUCUUUGAAUAGCGAGGGAUUCUUGAUAUAGUAAAAGGGACCAAUGGUUAGAUUUAUCAAUUAUUUUAGUGUUGUUGAAAACAUGUUCAGCCAUUAUACUGGUUUGAUCAGACUUUGCGUCAUCGUCGGGAUAAAGUUCUAAAAGGACUUUAAUAUGUUGAAACUGUUCGCAAGUAGAGAGGUGUUGAUGGAUUACAGAUUCUGUGUGAUAUGAAUGUUCCUUAGUUCUGGUGUAUAAGCAGCGAUCAGUUUUGCCGAUGUACCUACUAUUACACCUGAACUUAAUCAUGGACUUAAAGCUUCUAAAGAACUAAUCAUAUUUCAUUAAUUCGUUAAUAAUCAACCUAACUAUUGUAUCAUAUCUCUUCAUAUAAAUACCGCUUUUGAUAUAUAACCUAGCUAGUUUAUCCUGAUGAUGACUGAAAUACAGUCGAAACGUAGAUAAAUAAAAAUGUUAUUGAUUUUUGGAGUUUCACUUGUUUUGUAUUUUAAAUAGCUUAUAUCUUCCAGGUUUGCUGAAAUUUUAUUUUUAUUUCAGAAAUAACAGUGUCGUUUGUUGAAGCCGCGUACUCAUUUAGUGAAGGAAUACUUAAUCAUCAGAUAGAAGUCAUUGCAGUUGCUCAGCAGUUGACCACUAGUGUUCAAGUCAAGUAUGCAUCAAUAUAAUCUGUGAAACAGAAGAAAGACUAAUUUUUUAAUACAAAUCCAUUUUUGCAUUGAAAGUCAUCCCGAUCGGAUAUUUCCCAUCACUAAACAUAGUUACAAAGUUUCAAAUGAAAGAAGUAGAAUGAAACAAGCAAUUCAAUACAAAAAUGGAUUUCUAUUCUGUUCAUGCUACAGUCUAUGACAUUGAAAGUUGGGCCACUUAUAGAUCGGGAGGUUAAUUUAAUUAUAAAUAAUUGCGCAAAUUAACAUUAUAAAACUCUCCUUGUGUAAAUCACAAUGGAACCCAAAACCACUGCAGAGAGUCUCACAACUAUAACCAGGGGGACGGGUUAUGUUAUCGUUUCAGCGUAAUCGGUCAGGUUAUAAUGCCUAAUCGGUUAUAAAUACUGUCGAUGGCCAGGGAGUUUUUCUUCAUUGAAAGUGCUUAUAAUAAUAAGUAAACUUUAGUUUAUUAUCGUAAUUUUUAUCUAACUUACCUAUUCUUACCUGUAAUUAAAUAUAGAAUAGAUUGAAUACCUAUGUUCUUAUACCUUGUAAUUCCAAAGUAAUUCAGUUGUUACUGCUAGUUUGGAAAUUUAUAAUAAUAAUAAUAAUAAUAGUAAUAAUCUCGAUGUGUAUAUACAAUGCUAACUAUUUUGCUUCUUAUUUCCCGUAGUUUGGCUAACUUAAAUGACGGGGCGUUCUCUGGACAGGACUAUGUUAAUACGAAUUCACUUUUGACAUUCACGCCAUUUUCUGGAAGCCAGACUCGUAGUUUCACAGUACAGAUCCUCUCCGAUUCCCUAGUUGAAUAUGAUGAAACUUUCGAAGUGCAACUUAGUGUACCAUUAUCUACCACUCCUGCGCAACUUGGUAAUCCAUCUAAAACUGUUGUGACAAUUCUGGAUGAUGACAGUAAGUCGAGUUAAUAUUCAGUAUCUUUUCGGGGUGAAGAAAAAGAGUUUAAUUAUUUUCUCAUAAAUUAACUCUGAAAUUCCCAACAGCGGUAUAAUACAGGCAUACAUACACAUACAUACAAACAAACUUUAUUUGCUAGAGUGGAACCCCUAUUAACCAAUGUGUCCGCUUAAAUUGGGUGUUAGCUUAAAAGGGGUUUGCAACAGCGAACACAGUAGGAGGUAACGCCCAACUAAUUCAUCACUUGGUAUCGCGCUAUGGACAAUUUGUCUAAAAUAUCAUAGAGAUAUAUCUUGAAUAUUUCUUGAAUGAAUGAAUGAAUGAAUGAAUGAAUGAAUGAAUGAAACUGUUGCAUGUAAAUGCAGUAAUUAAUAGCGAUGUAAUUUGAUUAAGUAAUUCCAAUCCGAAAAGAGGACUAAAUCGACAUUGAGAAUUUAGUUACAGAACGAGGCAACGCUGAAUAUUGAUGUGUUGAUGAAAUCUGAGGUCAUACGAAAUGAAAUCUUCACUCCCAACUUUGUUCAACGUUCACGCAUUACGUUAGAGAGGUCGUGGCGGGGGAGGGCUGCCAAAAUUGUGUCAGAAUUCCGGUUGACCAACUGACUUAUGAAACCAUCCCCCAGCAGCAAAAUAUUGGAUUCGCUUGGUACAACAUCGAAUUUAAUCGAUUCAGGAACCACGUAUCACUUGCAAUUGCGAUUAUAUGCAUGACAAAAAAGGGGGAAAUGUUAUGAGAGGUCAUUAUUCCUGAGCGGCAUAUGUUCAUGUCCAGUAUCGUGUAACUGGGGUAUAAUUACUGGUCCCAAACCUCUUCAUUCAACGAUCAUUUAAGCAAAACAUUGAUAUAGCUACUUCCGUGUAAGUUGUAAUUUCUGCUAUUGAAGAUGUUCAUAUAUUUCCCAGUAGUAUAUAUUUCGUACCUUUGUGAAUAACUGCUCACUCAGUCAAUGUAUAUUCUAACUAGAUUUCAUAUUAUCUUCUAGAGGCAGUAAUUAACUUCCAGAGUCCAUCGUACGUCGUGUUGGAGACAGCUAAUCGUGUUGAUGUCUCCAUCACUGUAUCAGGUGAUCUUCGAAGACCAGUUGAAGUCGGGUAAGACCUAAAGCCAUGUUUGCCCUAAAAAUUCACCCGAGACUAACCUUUACCUGAGAAAUACCCAACUAAGAUGGUGUUUACACUAAAUACCAAACUGAAAUCUCGAUACCUGAGAAAUACCCAACUAAGAUGAUGUUUACACUAGAUACCAAACUGAAAUCUACCCACAUCACAAUAAAAAGUUUCCGAGUUUUGCAACCCGCGUUGUAAUUGGACAACUUUACGUUUCACAUGUCAAAAUAGUGAUGACAUUUGCAACGGUUAUUUUCUAUUCAAUAUGAUUUAUAUAUCGCUAUAAAUUCCUCUGGCACUUUUACCGUUUAGUAUUUUUGUUUCAUUGUAUGAUUAAAAUGACAAUACUGUUCAAAAAUACCUUUAAUUUGUCAAACGAUGGGAAAACUAUUAGUCCUUGUAACUUUAUUUUGGUUUCCUAUUGUAUUGACUCAACAAGAAAGAAAAAUGACCGUUGCAAAACUCAACGUUAUUCACCCCCCCCCCCAUGUCAUUGCUAUAAUUUUGACAUAUGAAACGUAAAGUUGUCCAAUCACAACGUUGGACCGUGGUUGAAAAACUCGGCGACGUGGCAUAAUAUGAAAAUGGUAAUAUGUGUCUUGGAAAUUGGUCUUGGAACAAUCUAGAUGUCCAUUUCCAGGCCACCACAAGUAGAAUAUUUUUGCACUUUGGGACCUUUGGGUAAUGAGUGUAUGAAGUGCAGCAGUUUUCUAUUUCAGCACACGUUCCUUCCAACUUGGAACGGGGUUUUUAUGCUUGAAAAUAAUCUAACAUUUUAACAUUGUUUCACAAUUUCCACAGGUAUGCAACUCUGACAGGCACAGCUUCUACCGCUGACUACACUGCCGCUGCUGGAACCAUUACCUUCAACCCGGGCGGAUCAGCAAUUCAGACUCUUCAAAUUACGAUCACGAAUGAUAACUUCGUUGAAGCUUCAGAACAGUUUAGAGUCAGCCUGCAACUACGAGAUGCAGCAAACACUGAAAUUGGAAACACUGGAGAAACAAUAGUUACCAUUACUGAUAAUGAUAGUUAGUAUUGAUUUAUUUCAAUUAUUGAUGACAAGAGUUAGUGUUGACUUUUACCGUUAUUGAUUAUGAUAGUUACUGUAUUGCUGAUUUAUAACCAUUACUGAUUAGUACUAAUUUAUUACCAAUCUAGAUGCCACGAUUUGAGAGUAAUCUGUAGCAGUCUUCCCAAUUACUCGAAGGCAAUAAACCUUGUGCAUAAUGACGUCACAAGGCUUGAUGCCCGCGAGGAAUGCCGGUCUUAGUAGUCAUCGCCCGGGAAAAUUAAACAAUUUAAAAUUGCCACUAUCCAAUUUUCCUGGGCGAUGACUACUAGGACCAGCAUUCCUCGCGGGCAUUAUUUAUUCAAAUGUCAUAUUCAAUUUAGAGGAUAAAAAUACUAAAUUUUAAAAAGUUACUAAAUUACUACAACAAAUUACAGCAUUACUAAAACAAAUUUAUUUAGAAUUCAUUUUUCAGAUUGAUACCAACUAUACAUGAACUACAAAUCGUUGUGCCUUUUCUAUUCUAGAGGCGCGAGUGGAACAUGUAAACGCAACUUACUCAUUCCCAGAAAAUGUUGGUAUUGCCGUCCUUGGUGUAAGACUGGUGAACCUAGCUGGUCCGCUACAGACUAACGUGAAUGUCAGGUAAAUAUCUCAAAUUCAUUAAUAAUGUAUGACUAAAUUAACCAACGAAACGACCUCUCUCCUCCGCAGAGACGUUUUAAUUGAAAACGCGUGUCGAAUGCCUUAUAUUUUCCAUGUCACGUAAGUUUUGCGGAGGAGAGAGAGUGAAAGGGUUGCCCUCAUAUAUGGCUUCGUUGACUUUAUGCCAAAGCCGCAAAACUACCAAUUGUAAAACAGUUGAGGUGUAGUUACAGUAUUUCCAAGUUGUUUUCGCUUUCAGAUUUUAACGGUUGGCGAAACCAAGGAAUAAAAUGUCUGGCUGACCAACAUUUGUUUCUAUAGUUUACUUUCUCGAUAUAUCUAAUACAUUAGUUGUAAACGUUCCUUAUAAUUUAAGUAAGGUGUCAACUUAAUAUGUUUUAAUUUUAUUUUUUCAUUUUUUAGUGUUGCAGUAGUAGGCACGACAGCACAAGUUACCAGCGAUUUCACACAACCCAGCUCUGUGCUCACAUUCCUUGUGGGUGAUUCUAAUAAUAACGUCCGAAACAUCUUAAUACCAAUAAAUGAUGACAGCCUAUUUGAAAUUGAUGAACAGUUAUUAGUCGUGCUUAGCCCAGGCUCUGAUGAUAAUGUUGAAGUACAAGCACCAGCUCAAGCAACAGUCACUAUCACGAAUAACGAUGGUAAGUUAAAUGUUAAAGUAUACCAUAAAUCCUCUACCUACCCUGAAAUUGUAUUUCGAAUUUUGCUGUUCUUUUCAUUUACGACCUCGCGUACCAGACGCCCAAUCGUAAACACCAGUUGUGGUGAUGACAUAACUUGCAGACAUAACUAUAAAACUUGUAUUUUUACGUUUCAGUUGCUCAAAUAUCAUUUACAUCAAGUUCAUACAGUGUUACGGAAGGACAGCUAGCAACUGUGAUGGUUCAAGUCACCGCUGGUACAUUAGGAUCAUCUGUCACUGUCAGGUAACUUUGUAAGAACGUCGUACUCUAGUGUGCAUAAAAAUAAUGCAAUGCCGAAUAUUACUGGCUAUCAUUAGGAUGAUAACUUCAAUCUAUACAAGAGUUACAGAUUCUGUAGAGGACACCUUGGGCAGGGUUUCCAAUAGAAAUCGGCACCCACAGGUUUUCGCCGUCUAUAGCGUAGACCAUCGCCAGUUAUUUCUCGAAAAUAUAACCCAAUAUAUUUCUUCCUUAGGACAGAAAUGUCAAGAGAAAGGUUUCUUGUUUUGAUAACAUAAAUUUUAAAUAAUAUUCUUCGUUAAAUACUUUGAUAAUAUGACACAAUCCACAAAACUACUCUCCAAAAUUGCUGGAAAUGCCAUUUCAGAAGGUUAAUUAAAUUCAGUGGCGAAGCUAGCCAUAGCAACAGGUCAUGCUAUGCAAAUUCUGAAUGACUUACAUUAUUCAAACCUUUAGAAAUGUAUCGUCUUUAAAGAUGAUGUCCACUCGGUUCUGCGCAUCAGUUCUGCUCAUAACAAAGUGGACCCCAGAUAUAAACAUUGCCCAAAUUUUGCAUCUUUCGAACUUUUUUGAAUUGAAACGUAGAGUUUAUAUUCAUUUACAAGCAUGGCGAACCAGAAAAGUGUUAGAUAUUCAGUUAGUAUAUCAUAUUUUACAAAUAUAGCAGUUCAAAACGUAAACAAAGUUUGCGCAUGCGCACACAAGCGGAGUGGACAUCAUCUUUAACCUAUUUACUGUAGAUGCAGGUUUAAUAGUAAAGCAUGGCCAGUUGCCAUGGCUGGUUUUGCCACUGUUUAAAUUUCAAAAUCUUCACAUGCACACACUGCAGGGGAACGGUAGCUUCGGCAUGGCAUAGACAUCCACUUUUGGCCCCUACCCUAUCUAACGCCUCCUAUACCCUAAAUUCGAUUGAGAACCUGCUAGAGUGGUAUCCGUGCGAAAGUUAAUAACAUGCAAUAAUUAUGCGCAUCAGCAUUAAUUAUACAUGCAUUGUGCAUCUAGUUCUUUUACCCCAGAAGAUAAGAAAACAUUUUAUAGAUUUCUACCCUAAAUCUCACUAAUUUGAACGAUUUGUCCUUGGCGUGUGACCAUUAGCUCAAUAACCGCUGAGAUUGAACUGUUCUAUAUAGUCUGCUGACAGACAGACAAAAAAAGAAACAAACCGAAGUGGAAAUAUAGCCUCCUGAAAUAAGUAUAUAUAACCAUGCAGGCAAAAUUCUAGUAUUAACAAAAUUGCAAUUAGUACGAUGCGAAAUAGCCUACGCGCAGUCUCAUAACAGCUGAGUAGACUGCAUCGGUUGAUGUUGAAUUGAAUUGAAUUGAAUUUAUUACAAAAUCUGAAUGGCAGCUAAGAGCUGAAUUGUACAGAGUUGACAUUUAAAAUACAUGGUAAAACUAAUACAUAUGGUAAUAUACGGUAUAUUAAAACUAAAAUUUAUAUUACAAUUAAAAUGAAUCAUUAUAUGAUACGAUACUAGAAGGAAUAAAACUUGUAGUCUUACAAUUAAUUAAGUUAAUAUGCUGAUCGUUGCGUAGAUUGUAAGUACGUAAGUCCUCGCGUUUAUUAGGGAUAAGUUCAUUCAAUUUAUUUUCCGGGUUGAGAAGUUUCUUAAAAUAGGAUUUACAUAAAUUAUUUCGUCUUUGAGAGAGCAACGAUAUUUCAUGAACUUCCAAGGCUUUGCGGUAUGACAGGUCAGGACAUAUUAUUCGUAGGGGUCGCUUCUGAAUUCUUUCGAUUUCUUCCUUUAAAUAGUCAGGGGAGUUUAAGUUCCAAACCUGGCAUGCAUAUUCAAGCACAGGUCGUAUACAUGUGGUAUAGACUUGAAUUAGAGAAUUCCCUCCAAGACCGCUGCGUUUAAGCACUCGGAGAAAAAAAAAGUCUCUUUGAUGCCUUGUGUACUAUGUGCUCAACAUGUAAGUUCCAACUAAGAUCAGAAGAAAAGUACAGACCAAGAACCUUUGCUGAUAAAACUGGGGACAUACAGUGAUCUUUAAUAAACAAUGGUCGUAGAUUAGGGACGUCCUUAGCGAACGAGAUAAUUAGCUCUUUGCAUUUAGAACGAUUAAGCAUCAUAUCAUUUUCCGUGCACCAUUGAUCGAUAUUAUUAAUAACGGAUUGCAGGUUACUUUGACAACCUUUACCGAUUGUUUCGGAGAGACUAGUGUCAUCAACAUAUUUCCAUCUAUAUGUGUGGUUAAUAGCCAAAUCGUUGACCAUGAUGAGGAAAAGUAAUGGGCCAAGGAUUGUACCUUGCGGGACGCCUCCAUUUACCAAGGACCAAUCAGAGAACGAAGAACCCAAUUUCACCCUCUGUCUUCUUUGCAUCAGAAAAUCAAUGACCCAGUUUAUUAAGGAUUUAUCAAUAUUUAGUAAUUGCAUCUUUUUUAUCAGGAUUUUGUGGUUGAUUCUGUCGAAUGCUUUACUAAAGUCAAGCAGAAAAAACACGAACAUUGUGAAUGUUAUACGAAAGAUUCCCACACAGGAAUUUCACUCCUAUUUCUAUGACGUAGUUUGAAAACUGCAAAUUACCUUUCGUAAGGAAACAACUAUUGUAUGCCUUGUUAAUAGAUGUGUCCUAUUGUAAACUGAAUUUGAAUUCAAUUUUAGUGUUAAUGCUCAAGUUGGAACUGCUGGAAAUACCGACUUCACCUCCACAAUAACAGCAGUACCAUUUGCAGUUGGAGAGACUGGUCCCAAGACUGUCAAUUUUAUAACUGCUGAUGAUGACAUCGUUGAAGCGAGUGAAUUCUUUAGAGUUUCCUUGUCGAGCACUUCUGGGAUAUUACUUGGGGCUCAAGCGUCCGUACUUAUUAACGAUAAUGAUGGUAAGAUCACAGAAAUAUUAAAUUUUCACUGACUUCAUUGACCUUAGAAGUUCUUACGUCACGUCACUGUCAAACAAUGAAUAUUUGAUCCACAUGUGUCCCAUAUUGCAUUUGGUAUACUUAAUGUUUAGAUGGAUUGAAAAUUACGUAACGUAAGCACUUCUAUGGUCAAUUCAGAAUAUAUUCAUUAUAUUAAAGAUCGCUAAGCUAUAUGGUGCAACAGAUGCUGUCAACCGAUGGUCAAAGUGAGAAAAUAAUGUUGAUACCUUUCUUAUUUUCGUUCAUUCCAACAGUUCUGAUGUUGACCAUGCAUCGCUUAUUUCAACCAAUUAUUAAAUAGUGAAAACAUGGCUUUUACAUGUUCAUAUCAUGAUCAGUUGAAAUUUAUGAAUUCUUAAGGAAUAUCUUUCAGUAGGUGGGAUAUUAAUAAUGGUAGCUGUCUACCAAAAUUGUCACCCUACUGUCAUGGAUACGAAGUUAGGGGAGAACCAUUAGAAACGUUAUUGGGGAGCGUUAGUGUGUGUGGGGGAGGCGUACAAAAAACAGGAAGGAAAAUGGAAAAAAUCGUGCAAAGAGGAAAGCGAAGAAAACUACCUUCAAAAUUCCGCAAAAAAAUUCCAGCGCAAGCAGACGGACGAAAAAUAUUCGUGCAAGCUGAAAAUUUUCCUCUCCCUCAUCAUUUUUCUGAUGAUCCACCCCUUAGCUGUUCAUGCAUCCCUGCUCAGAGCCGUAGCCAAGAACCUCAGAAUACAUAAAAUAAUUUUUCAAAACUACCCAAGCUAGCUUGCUCGGAUGUUCAAACAUUUUCUGGUGAAGUCACAUCAAUGCUAACAACGUCGCCACAAAGCAUUCAAGUGUUGUACACUGGGCGGUUUACAGCAUAAAUAACAUUUCCCUCCUGCAAUGAACGUUCCAAUUAAAUUACCUAUCAUAUACGCAUAUCGCUGCUAUUAUCAAAUUCGAGAACAUACGAAGAUCAAGCGUCUUCACCCAUCUCUUGUCAUCGUUUUGCUUAGUGGAAUGCAAAUUAUGGGAUUCCCCAAUACAAUUUUCAUUAGUUUCACCAAUACAUUAAUAACCUCAACGAUGACCCCAUUUAUCCUCUUUGCAGAUGUGGUUGUUCAGUUUACUAGUAUUGCGUCAUCAGCUGUUGAGGGAUCAGGAGAUACUUCUGUCCAGCUUAGUGCUGUUGGACCGAGAGCAAUUCCUGUAACAGUAAGGUACGUAAUGUGCAAGCUAUACAAUUCCUUUUCAACUAUUUAACAAAUAGAUAAGAUUUUGCCGUUGUCUGUUCAGUUAUGUAAUACGAAAAAAAAUCCCAAAUUAAGCAGGUAAAUAGCUUACGUUUUAAAUUUAUCCACCCAAACAUUUGGGAAUUUAAAAAAUUCGAAAUUUUACAAGUAUCACGCGUACAUGAUCUAUACAAAUAAGGGAAUGCUAUUGGCUACCUUAAUUGUGACGUAAUUCCGUGCGUCUGUCCUCUAAUAGAUAAUGGCUCUCGACCAAUGAAAGCGCUUGAAUUCAUAACAUUAUUAUAUAAUAAAAAACGGCACACAUUCUAAAAGUACUAGCUGUAGCUUUGUGUAGAAUGGGAUUAAAUGGAAUUAAAAGUCACUCGUGUCGUCCUUUGUCGAGCCUUGUAGAUAUAUGGGGCAAUAUAUAAGCCUUGUAGGGAUCACCAGUCAUUUAUGGCGAAGGUCGUAAAUAAAUAAAUUAAUUAAAUAUUAACCAGGGGAUUGGUUGUGUAUCCACUUAACAUAAUCUGGAUAAAUCUACCAGGAUUUCCUGAGUAAAAAAACCCAAUGUAAAAAAAGUUACUGUAAUAAGUUGAAGUAAUUAAUUUAAGAGGCACCUAAUUGAUGUUGUAAUGUGCACCUCUGGAGGAUAUGCAGCUUUCCUCAUCGCGACGUGUUUCUCGUUGUUUUAUAUACACUAUAGGCACCGAUUAUAUUAUUUUACAUAUUAAUCUUUAAAAAGUGUCUUUUGCUUGUAAACAGCGUUGGUAUGUGGUUCUCUUUCUUUUUUAGUGUCAGCACGCAAGCUGAUUCUGCUACAGGAGAUGUCGAUUACAUCACAAAAACAGAAAGUGUAACGUUUCAACCUAGUGAGGUACUUAAAACUGUGGAUUUUACUAUCCUUGAUGACCAGGGAAUUGAAGAAGGAGAAUCAUUUAAAGUUGUUUUGAAUGCAGUUUCAAGUCAAGUGACCCUGGGUUCUGUUAAUGAACACACGAUUAAUAUUAUUGACGAUGACUGUAAGUAUUGAUGAUUUCGACAAGCAUUUGAAUAAAAUGCACAGUUGAUUAUAGGCUAUCUUUUAGUGCAUUUUCAUUUUUGCUAUUACAAAAUAUCGUACAAAAUUUUUCGGAUAUUUUUUUAGUUUUGUGUUUCGACAUUAUUGGGAACCAUUUUUUCAACCCCUUGCCCUGCUGGCAACACUUCCCCAACCGGCUUCCUUUGCCUCGUACCCAUGUUUAUUAACUUCUUUAAAACAUUUUCUUCUAAGUUGCGACUGUGCAGUUUACAAGUGCAGUCUUCUCUGGAAAUGAAACCUUUGGUUCUGUCGAUAUCUGGGUUAUUUUGACUGGGGUUUUAGAAGAUCCUACUUCAGUGAGGUACGUUGAUUAUAUCUUUGUUAGUAUAGCUAAUAAUCAGAUAAUCCUUAUGAAGAAAUUUCUUUCUUCAAUAUGGUGUAUUUUGCCGUAUAUUUUCUUAUGGAUAUACAGAAUGUCCAAUUAAGUUUAUUCUGUUACAAUAUUUAAAUAUUGUAACAGAAUAAACUUAAUUGGAAAUUCUGUAUAUCCAUAAGAAAAUAUACUGCAAAAUACACCAUAUUGAAGAAAGAAACACUUAUUGAAAACGUUCAGGAAAACAGUAUGUUCUGUGGAUCCGAGACUGUCAAGGUUUCCCGUGGUGAACCCAAGAGGAACAUCGACCGUCGAGGGCAGUGGUGGCGAAACGACUGGGCUAGGGGGGGGGGGGGCUAUAGCCCCAAAAGUAAACGAGACAGUCGAAUUUCAUGACUUUCAGGAGACAGUCGAAUUUCAUGACUUUCAGGAGACAGUCGAAUUUCAUGACUUUCACGUGAUACUCUCUUGUCUAAUGCCAUGCAAGAACACACGAACUUUGACACUUUGAUACGUGUUGGUAAAUAAUAAUAAUAAACUUGACUCUUGUAUUUUAGUUAUAUUUAACACAGUCUUGGUUUCUAUUCAUAUCAAUGGACCUUUCCCCUUAUAACUAAAAUUUCGAUCUAGACAAAAAUUUCAUCACAGCUUGAAAGAGCAUCACAAAAUUAGUAAUAUUCCACAGUUUUGUUGCAAAAUCUUGUAAAAUGCAGAUAAUAUAGCCUUGCCGUUUUUCAGUCAUUUUGUAUUACAAACGGGAAAUUGACAUCCGAUUCGGGUGUUGGGGCUGCAAUUUCCCGUUUGUAAUGCAAAAUGACUGAAAAUUGCAAACUUUGCAAGGCUCUAUUUUCCUCAUUUUACAACAUUUCGCAACGAAACUUUGGAAUAUUACUAAUUUUGUGAUGCUCUUUCAAGCUGUGAUGAAAUAUCAAAAUUUUGGUUAUAAGGGGAAAGGUCUAUUAGUUACGAAUAAAGUAUUAGAAAAUACAAAUAAACGCAUUUCUAAUACAUCCUUCCAGAAAGUACAUCACUUAAGCUAUAAAGCCUCAUUUUCGUGUAACGUGUCAAUCACGAAAACGAGGCUCUAUGACCAAGAUGACGUACUUUGCGGAAGCGUGCAUUGUGAUAGCUUGUAAUGUUAUAUGAGUUGCGUAUAUGUAUCAAGCACGGUGUAUACGUUCAAUUGUUUCAGCGUUUCUACACAACAAGACACGGCUGUGGCAGGAGCUGACUAUACAAGUGUAACCAAUUCUGUUCUGACAUUUACACCUGGAGGAGCAACGCUACAGAACAUAACAGUUAAUAUAGUCGAUGAUACCUUGAUUGAAGGAACUGAACGAUUCACCGCUAGCCUAUCAACUAGCAACUCAUUCACAAGAAUUGGAAGUAUUAAUGAGACGACCGUACGAAUUAUUGAUAAUGAUGGUACGUAACUAAAAACUUACUGGCAUUUUAGUGGAGGAAAUACUAACUAUCACAUGCAAAGCAGUUUGUCCUCGAAACACAAAGCUAAAAUGUUUGACAAUAUACAUUGGGACUAUCUAGUGUUCACAUGCAUGAUUCAGAUGUAUUAUACCAUUUCUUCCACGUAUUAUGCCAAAGAUAUUAUACUAUUAUGCCAAAGAUUGUAUGUUGGUUAUAUGGGUAGAAUUUCUUAUAUACAAUACAUAAAAGCAGUAUAAGCAAUGCCAACGUGUAUACAAGCAGAAGAGAAAAUUUCCUUUGCACAACAAGUUAGACUUGCAAUAAGUUCUUUGUACGUUUGCAUGGCGAUACAACAUAAUAGUUUUGUUUGUGGAAACACCACGUAAAUUUAUAAAUUAAGUGUAGUAAUAAAUUUACGUGGUGUUUCCACAAACAAAACAAUUAUAAGACUCGCCAAAACUUCAUUAGAUCAUUCACAAAUUUCAUAUUUUAACAUACAUAGUAAGCAUUUGUAGGUUAAUUGUUCAGCUUAGUAAAGAGUCCUCGAACAAAAAGUUGCAUAAAUCUAUUGUUUUAGCUAUUGUUUUGAAAUCCUGUGGCUGUGGCUAUUUUUGUGUUCAAGAAUGUGCAUACUUUAGACCUAUGAAAAAGUUAUGAUGUCUAGGAAGACAUUUAAAGUUCUUUUUCCUCAAAUAUUUUUAUUUAGUGGCUUCACUGGGAUUCAGCAAUGUACUAGAUUACGAAGUCAACGAAGGAAGCGUUGCUCUCCUUAUUGUUCAACUUACUGGACCACUGACUACUCAAGUGUCUGCGACGUAAGUUGUUUUUUUUGUUUCUUGUUUGUUUUUUUUAUUUUAUAACUAGAAAAUACAUGCAUGCAGAAACUCUCGCCAUGCUGACAAAACAUGAAGUAUUUAAUAACACGAUAAUUUUAUUUUAAAAGAGUGUUUUUAAGAUUGAAAAAUCCCCCAAAAAUAUCACUAAUGCCUGUCUUUUUUAUUAUACGCAACGAUCAGUUCUUAAUGCAACUAUAAGCAUGCAAACAAACAUUAAUAUUGAAAACAAACUUACCUUCAUUAACGUAUGCUUCUUUGCUCCCUUCUUUUAGAACUUUUUGGGGUUUUUUUCUCAAAAAGGUUUUGAAAUUUACAAAAUCUUGCCAUAGACAGCCCGACGUUCUGGUCUCGACUCGUAACGAAAUUCUCGUUGCCUGUGCUCGGGCGACGUAUGUCACUGGCGAUACGCAAUGCAGGCAUAAUAUAGUUAUACUAUUUGACUGCAAUAUGAAAUAGUAUAACUGUAUUGUGCCUAUACAAUUGCGUAUUGCCAGUGACGUACGUCUCCCGCGCGCGGGCAACGAUAAUUUCGUUACGACCAUAACAUUGGGCUGCCUAUGAUCUUGCAAAAGGAAAUAUAUUUGCAAGAAAUAUUUGUUGUUUCGCUGUCGUCAUGCAUUCGUUAUAAUGCAAAUUUCAAAUUUGACCAAUCAGUGUUUGCUAUAUUUUGAGAUCAGUAAGGAUGACCACCCAUGAACGGCGAACUAUAUUCAUGCGCCCGCGAUUAUUGAUGAACUUUAGACUUAGCUAAUGCAUUCGGUAAGUAGGGGGGGGGGGGGGUUAUCCUUGCUUGCAACUGAGAGCUAAGCUGAAUUGCGAAGGACCCAGCUCAACGUGAUCGAGUGCAAGGCUUUCUAAGGGCGCAUAUUACAGCCACCUUUUGACUCGCCAUCACGGAGCACAUGGAAGGGUUACUUUUAAGGGAAAAUCGUAACCAACCCUGUUAACAUUCCCUGUGGGAGCAAACUGGAGUACCCGGAGGAAACCCACGGCUUUCGGCAGAGUGUUGACUAACUCUUUUCACAUGGCUAUCAUAAGUCGUUUCCAACUGGAUUUGAAUCUCCGAUAUCAGAGGUGAAAGGCGCGCGCUCUGAUUAGUACCCUCGCCUCGGGCUUAUGCCCGGCGUUGGCUAGGGGAUUAGAUCUAAUUCUCAUUUUAAUUUGUGUUUUCACCAAUGUUACAUAUAGUGCUUCAGUCGUACUUGAAAGUGCGAGUAAUGGAGAUUUCAAUGUUCUUUCGUCAACUGACUUGAACUUUAGUCCUGGUAAUACUCAAGCAUCUAUUGCCAUAAACACCAUAGAUGAUUCAUUCAUUGAAAGUGAUGAGGUCUUUCGUGUUAUUCUAUCAACAACAAGUCUUAAUGUGAGAAUUGAUGAUGGGAUUACAACUGUUACGAUCCUUGACAAUGACAGUAAGUGUGUGCCACAUUAACGAUCUUAAAACUGCCUUGAUGACGUUUUACUAGUACUAUUCAUGUUUUUAGUGUGCUUAAAAUAUGUUACUUUAAUAUCAUCCAAUAAAUUAGGGUUGGGCGAUAUUAAAAAAAUCAUCUCACGAGUAUUGUCAAGGAAAUUAUCACGAUAUUCAAUAAUAUCGCGAUAAAUGCAAUAAAAACAUUGACCACAUUUUUCAAUUUUAAUUAAUAUCAAAACAUAGUAAGCUUAUAUAUAAUCUUAUUAAAAACAAGUAAAACAACAAAUUAACCCAUUAAGCUGCAGUGCUUCCUCAUUGACGAGUAAAGUCGUCUGGCGUUAGACAAGUAAAAAAAUAAGUAGGGCGCAUUUAAUUCAGGAAAUAGUUUUAAUUCUUUUAAAAACUAUAUUUUCUAGGAAUUGAAAUAUUUUUUUAGGAUUUUAUAAAAGCUAUAUACACAUGCGAAGCAAUAUCACAAUAGUCAUCGAGCAUGACGUUAAUUUCGAUAUAUCGUCGCUCAAGUUUCUACCUUCGAUACGAUAAUCGCGAUUGAAAAUAUCGCGAUAAAUCAAAACAGUAUCGAAAUAUCGCCCAACCCUAUCAUCCAUAGUACUGAAAGUUUUAAAAUAGUAAGAACAAAUUUUGAUUGUAUAUGGUGCGGCUCGAACUGGCAGGGAGUAAAGAAAAAUGGACGAGUAAACAAAUAUAAGGGAUUAAGUAUUUGCAUACAGAAAGUUUUAUUGAAAUCCUCAAAGUAUUCCGGAACCUGAAGGAAUGAAAAGUUACUUUGACAUAUCUGCUAAUGACAAAUUGUUAUACUACACUUUUUAGUUCAGCAAGGUUAUUAUAUAAAAGUAUAUAUAGUUUUCUUGGUUGUACAUGUUUUGAUGACGAAGGUUCGGCCACUCUCUUACUAUAUUCAUUCUAUGUUCUAGUUUUUCUAACAAAUAAUUUUCUACUUAAUGUUAAAUUAUAGACGCGUUGAUAUCUCUUGGACAAAACAGUUACCAAGGUAGUGAGAACUCGCCAAUGGUUGAAGUUUCUAUAAAUGUCAUUGGUACGUUGGAGACAGUGGUACAAGCAAGGUGAGUUUACAUUUAUAUUUUUGGUCGGUUAUUUGUGCAGUAUAUGCCCCCAUGAUGGCAUUGCUCAUGUGCGCACAUGCACAGCGGACUCUUUCCCAUCCUUAUCGGUCUAUUGUGAGCGAUGCUUAUAUACUAUUAUAAGCGCGAUGCUCAACUGCCCAGUACGGUUCAAGAAACUAUUUAUAAUCAGGGAUGAGACACUUGGAUGAGGUUCUAAUUCAAAAACAUUAUUGAUAAGGUUAACUCCUGGAAGACGUUUUCCUAACCACUUGGAAAUAAGUUUCCUCUGGGGCUCUGUUUUUCCUUCUUUUUGCUAUACUCACUAAAAAGCAGCCACAACAAAACCUCAAAGACAAAGAGAAACUUGCUUUAUAUAUAUAUGUUAUUUUUCAGGUUGGUUCUUUUACCACUAACAGCUAUUUCGUCAGACUACGCUAAUUUAGAUGAUCCAAUCGUAACUUUCUCUCCGGGUUCACCGACCACGCAAAUGCGCAAUAUCACUAUUGUCGAUGACGGCGUUGUCGAGAGUUUAGAAUUUAUGAACGUUCGUCUUGAUGCUGUUAGCAACAAUGUGCGGAUAACACCUACAUCCAGUGCGUCAAUCUCUAUAACUGACAACGAUGGUGAGUAGACAAGUAUGCAGUAAGCCCUAGGAAACAUUGUUGCGGACAACUUGCAUGUUAGACUAAAUUUUAAUCUAAGUAACGAGAGGAGAAUCAAAUACCACAGCUAAAAAGAACAUAAUAAAAUUACUAAAAUAGCAAAAUGUGGUUGCGAAAUGUUGUAAAGCGUGGAAAAUAUAGUCUUGGAAAAUUUGUAAAUGUUGUACCAUUUUCGGCUCAAAAAUGGUAACAAUUUCCGCACGUAAUAUACAAACAUAUACAAAAUAUGCAAACUUGGCAAGGCUAUAUUUUCCGUAUUUUACAACAUUUCGUAACCAAAUUUUACUAAUUUUAAUAAGUUCUUUACGAGAAUUUACUAAAAAAUUUUCCUAGAUCAAAAAUUAGUUUAAUAUGCAAAUUGUCUAUUAUGUCCUAUAUGUUUCCAAAGGGCGCAUGCAUGAUAAACCAUGAUUGUUUUAUCACGAGAAAAUUCGCCCUAAAAGGAAACAAGAAAUGUUUUUGAAUUUGAUUUUCUUUCUAAAACUCUUACCUCCGUUCGUAUAGUAUAAAUUAUUUUUAAUUUUUACUUCUAUAGGAUUAUAAGGAAGGUCUUAAUAUUUUAUUAUAAUAACUGCCCGAAACGUAAUUGCGAAAAUAAUAAAAUAUUGAAAAAAAGACCAUAAUUCUAUGUAAUUAAAAAUUAAAAAUAAUCUAUAUUUUUGAAUUUGUUGUAGGAAACAAUAUUUCCUUGUUUUUCCUGGGUUUAAAGUAAUAUUUACUUCUUGAAGAAAUUCCUAAGAAUCUUGUGGUGCAAGAAGGGCGGUUGUUCACGACCCGCGGUUGACCAGCUUUAGAUUUUCGGCCAGGGACGCCGGAACGAUGUGAAGGCAAGGGGGGCAGAUUUUCGUGAAAGGGCACUUUUGAAUUUAUAUAUACUAAGAGAUGUUUGCAAAACAUCGGGAGUUGAACUUCGCCUAAUCAUGUUUUCUAUUUAUUGGAUGAUAAUGGUGUGAGGGGGUUCUCCGCCAGGCGAUUGUGCUAUUCUUGUAGCUCGAUGACUGUAUUUCUUGCGUUUUCUGAAGCAAAUUCGUAAAAGAAUUGCACUAACAUUUCAGACAAUUCGCUAUUUCGCUCAGGCAAUCCUUUAAAUUGAAAGGGCACCUUUGCCCCCCCCCCUUGCCCCUCCUGGUAAAGGGCAAUGGGGGCGGCUGCCCCUCCUGCCCGCCAGUUCCGGCGUCCCUGGAUUUUCCUAACCUAGAGGGUUAAUUAGGAAUUAGGAUUCCCAAUAUAUUGAUUCACAUGCAAAUCGUUGUACUUAUACUAAGGUAUUUUUUUGAAAUGCGUAUAGGUUAACGUCCUAUUGUCAUUAUGUUUUUAGUGGCAAUCUUUGGAUUCCAACCUACGACCUACGAUGUUCAAGAAUCUUCACAAUUUGCUAAUUUGUCAGUCGUUCUAUUCUCAUCAGCUCCGCUUGGACGAACUGUUAUAUUCAGGUUUCUUAAUUAAUUUGUUUUGUUUGUUUCCUCAAUGCUAAUAUUACUAUAGGUUUAAAAUUACUCUAUUUAUAAACCAGCGACUUUUUAAUGUCCCAUGUACAUUAAAGCAACUGUAUGCCCUCAAGAAUUAUGUUAUCAAGUUUUACGGUGUAUUGACAAGUUUUAAAGUGUCAAUCUUAUUAAUGCAGGCCUCUCGAUUUAAUGGUAUUGAUAUUGACAUGUAAUUUACCUAGAAAUCUUGUAUUUAGUAAAAAUCCUUCAUAAAACUUACAGCAAUCUUUGUUGCUUCAUGUAGGUAUUCAACAAUAAACAAUACUGCAAAAUCCCCGGGGGACUAUGACGAGAUUGCCGAUGGACUACUUCAGUUUAAUAUCGGUGAUGGAAAUGGGGCAGUUCGUUGGAUUUCCAUUGGAAUAAAUGAUGACGACAUUAUUGAACAGCUAGAAACCUUCCAAGUACAAUUGACUGCUAUCACGAGUGAUACUAUUUCUUCCAAUACUGCCAGUGUCAAUAUAAAUGACAAUGAUGGUACGUGAUGUUCAAAACCUAUAAUUCCUAUAAGACUUUAAUUCCUUUUUCUAUUUUACAAUUUUGCCUUUCCACUGGUUAAUUUAACUUCUCAAACUCAUUAAAACGCAAUUUGCUUCAAACGUAUCUGGCGGUUGAGGAACACAAAAUAAUAACAGUUAAAUAUUAUCAAUUCAAGUACAAUUUUUAUUUAUGUUGUACAAUUGACGCCAUAUUUAUACAGCAAUAUAAUCAAAACUUACUGAACUUCAGACAUCAUUUUCUCUUUGGCGUACCAUCUAAAAUAUCAUCAUUUUAGCAUUAUUUUGCAGAUAAAGCACUAAAAAUACUUUUUUCCGCUUGAGAAAUGCAUCGAGAAUUUAAAAAAUUGAAUAUAGUUUUGUUUGGUUUGGUUUGCGACUUUAUUUAAAGAGGGUAACACUUUGACAGUAAUAUAAGUAAAACUGAUAAACUAGUGGCCCUCCAAAUAGUGGUAAAGUGGAAGGAAAAGUAUAUUCAUUAUAGCUUGAGCGAUUGUUACGUAACAUACAAAAGAUUCUCCUCUUAAUAGUUCAUGAGUUAAAGGGAAAUGGCAAUAUAUUUUUAAUUUUCUCAUUUGAAAGAACUUUUAAGACUGUAUAUAAUACUCUUUUAUUUACCGAUAUUUCAUAUCUUGCUUACUUCUACAAAUAUUUUGAUCGAAAGGAAUGAAAUGUCCGGCAUCUUCAAUUUUUGUAGAUAUGCAUGUCACGUCACAACAAGGGUCACGCAAUAUUUUUAUCUAGACAACUACUAAUCAUUUUGCACUCAAAACUAUACUGUGUCUGCCCUUCGAAAUAUCAAGAUCACUCAAAACCUUUAAAACAUCUACCAAUCAAUAUUUGGUCAGCAACGAAUACUUUUAUAUGGUUAAUCCCUGUUGUUACGUCACCAAAACUAACGUUAAUUAAUGAGAUAAAAAAUUUAUCCAAGAUGGAGGACAUCUCAUUACUUUAAAUGAAAAUAUUUCAAGAACUAAGCAAGAUAUAUGAAAAAUCGGUAAAAGAAGUUAAUAUAUAGUUUCAACAGUUCUUUCAAAUGAGAAAAUAAAAAUUUAUGUCGCCAUUUCCCUUUAAGCACAAAGAAAAUCGCUUGAAAUUUUCAUCUACCAAAACCCUUCAACUGUUAUUCUAUCGAGCGAGAUGCCCCAAAAUCUCGAUAUUUUACCUAUAGCCUACCUUCUACUCAGGCAUCACCCUCUUACAUAACGAACACUUUCAAUACAGGGCUAUUUGGUUCGCUAAGAUAAUGUUCGAUCUAAAAGGCUCCAAGUAAACAAUAACCAUCAUACCUUGCGCGCUUAAUGUUUAAGGUUGAAUAUUUUUAAAAGACAACCUUUUUUUAGUUAGUCUAUAUAGAAAUACAUUCAAUAUAUAUAAAUAAAUUGAAGUACAACUACUCAACAAACUCCUCUAGGCAUCUUUAUUACUAUUGGACCUAUUGAGUUUCGUACCCCAAGAUGUGGCACUCAUUUACCUGAUUCAUUUACCUCAACGUUAUACACUGUAAUGCCCGUUUUGUUUGUAACUAUCAGCACUAAUAUUUUUCUCUUAUAUAGUCCCAUCUAUUCGCUUGAUUGAGACAGCACAAGGAGUGACUGAAAAUGACAUACAAGUCUCAGUCCGAGCAAUCCUGCUUGGAAAUAUUGAUAGAGAGGUUACUGCCAGGUAAACACACUACAUUGGCUGUGAGGAGGGCCUAAAAAUCGUAUAUAGCAAAAUGUUAAAAUAUAUUAAAUUCCCUUUAAUUUAAUAAAAG
This is a messenger RNA of Paramuricea clavata, 33326 nucleotides long. NCBI's taxonomy places the organism in Eukaryota, Metazoa, Cnidaria, Anthozoa, Malacalcyonacea, Plexauridae. The record is from the annotation of a GenBank genome assembly.